This is a messenger RNA of Aegilops tauschii subsp. strangulata, 1088 nucleotides long. The record is from RefSeq and is a predicted model, not a curated record. Lineage: Eukaryota; Viridiplantae; Streptophyta; Magnoliopsida; Poales; Poaceae.
AUGGCCAGUGGCGCCGGCUCGGCCACGGCGCGCGGCGCGCGGCGACAUCGGCGUCCACGGCGGGCAGCACGGCCACGGGGCGGCGCGCGGCGACCUCCAGCCGAGGCUGCGACCAGCGGAGCCGCGGCCAGCUGGGCACGCGACGGCGCAGCCAAAGGCAGGGCACGGGGCGGCCAGCUCGAGCCCCGGCGACGGCAGCCGGCCGUGCACGGGCUCGGCCGGGGCGACGACCGGCGCGACGGCGGCGGCCACGCCACACGACGCGGCGUCGAGCCGGCCAACGAGACGGCGGCGGCGGCGUCAGCAGGACGCGGUGCAGCGUGCUUGGUACGGCGUCAUCUGGACGCCGGCCUCGGGAUGCGGAUCUUCGUCGUGUUCGUCCGGAACUCCGACGGCGCAUGGCACAUCCGAAAAUACCCGCACACAUCUGGCUCCUGGCCUCGACCCUGGCUAGGCCGAGCCAAAUCCCCUAGCCACCGCCGCACCACUCGCCGCCGCGGCCGACCUCAACCCGCCCGCCACCGCGCAAGCACCUCUGCCCGCUCGCGAGCCUCCACCCGCGCGCUCCGCUCUGCGACGCCUGCGCCGCAGCGCGCGCCGCCCUCCGCUGCCAAAUCGGCGCCCCCCCGGGCCACGCUCUGCGCCGACUGCCGCGCGCCGCCGGAAGGCGGCGGUGGAGCCUCCCUCGUGGAGGAUUACACCGGCUGCCCCACGCUUUCCGAGAUCCUCCGCAUCCUCUCCGUGAAGCGCCGUCGGCGCGGGAGGACUUCGAUGCCUGGCUCGCCGACAACCUCCUCCAAGUCCUACAGGAGGUUCAGAUGUGUGUAUCAAGGACGCACGGAUCCAUUGGCCUGCAUACCACACAUCCCUUCACUAAUUCCAUCAGUGUCAUUCUUAACAAGUGUGACAAGUCGUGUGAGAUGAAGGUGGUGAACCGUCUCAAUGUUAAGCCAAGUAUGUGGAGGAUAUGCCAUGGAUGAUGUGGACAGGUAAGGGUAAAAGUUUGAGCUGUCAAUUUUUGUGUGAUCGAGCUCCUGUAUGGUCAAACCUAAAAAGUUCAGUGAAGAUUCAGAUUACAUAUGGAUUCC